AUGCACAGCUCCUCCCCCUCCUCCGCCGCCGUCGCGUAUUCUUCCUCGUCUCCAUCACACCUCUCCCCAGUAGACGGCUUCCUCUGCGUGAAGGAGGGGGUCGACGAGAUGAUCAAGCACGUCGCCAAUGAGCCCUCCCUCGGGCUCUACUUCGUCCAGCAGCACGCUCAGGCAUCCAUGCCCAUCCUCCUUGACGUCAAGGGCAAGGUUACAGAAAAGACUCGUGAGAUAACAUUACACACUGAAGAUAUAGAGGAUUCUAUUUGUGCUGUGAGGUCCAUGGCUGAGUUUGGACUUCCAAUUGCUGAUGAUAUGAUAAAGGACAUAAAUAAAUCUCUAAAGAUAAUGUCGAAGACCCAACCAAAGAAAGGGUUAACCCAGAACCCCAUUUGGGGGUUCCAAUCAGACAAAAGCUCGGAAGCAUGGAACGAUUUGGACGCAACUAAUGGUGGAAGUAGCAAGAACUAUUUGUCUUCCAUGUUGAACACCGCAAAGCAAAAGGCAUCGAGUCUCAGAUGGCCACAGACUGAUUUCGCUAUGAACGAUGGCGUUAGUGAGAAGUCAGUGUCAUCUACAGCUCAGGAGUCGUCACAAGCCGGAGGACAUGGUGCGUCAACACCCUCGGAUGCAGAAAGGGAUGAAGUCUCCAUUUCAAGCCGAUUGUUGGAAAAUAAAAAUGCAGGUACUAUGAACCAGGGCCUGUCUGCUUCUGAUAUCUCCCACACGGCGGAGAGCUACAACAAGUUCAAAGAAGAACAGGAACUGAAACUGCAAGAGUGGCUCAGGGAGUCGAAAGAAGCUGACGAUAAUAGAGGUUGA
Molecule: messenger RNA, 819 nt
Organism: Triticum turgidum subsp. durum (durum wheat)
Lineage: Eukaryota; Viridiplantae; Streptophyta; Magnoliopsida; Poales; Poaceae
Source: the annotation of a GenBank genome assembly